This is a messenger RNA of Cherax quadricarinatus, 905 nucleotides long. RefSeq lists its product as uncharacterized. Lineage: Eukaryota; Metazoa; Arthropoda; Malacostraca; Decapoda; Parastacidae. The record is from RefSeq and is a predicted model, not a curated record.
GUGCUGUCCUUAAUCAACACAAUGGCCACGGUAGGAUUUCUGCAAAUGCUGACGUUGCUGCUGCUACUGCUGCUGACACUGCUGACACAAGCCGUACUGAGCAAGCCUCGCCGUCGACACCACCACGGAGAGUGCCUCCUGCAACAGGCCCAGAGAGAGGUUAAACACCUGAGGGAUUACUGUGAAGGCAACCCAGAGGCUCACAGAGUAUUCUCAGGGAUACCUGUCUUCUCACUCUGCAAGGAUGACUUUAGUGCCAUUGAAGACUUUUCUUUAGAACCCCAGGAAACAAUGAAGAAGUGUUGCAGGAACCCUGACCUCACCGAGUGCUCAGACAAGGAGUGGAGAGACGUCCUCCUGGCCCGAUACAUCCGCGUCCUCUGUGAUCUCACACACUGCGAUAACAGUCCUCCUAUAUCCUAGAAGACAUCCUAUGGAUACUUCUAAGAACGUACCUUUCACAGCACUUGUAUGAGCCACCUCAGGCUACGCACGGCAUCUGAUGUACAAAAACCCAAAGGCAGCGACGCUACUGUGGAAUUCUGGACACGUAGUUAGUUACCAUUUCUGUAGUGUCUUCUCUAUGGUGUUUCCAGAGAGAGGACCUCCAGCCUGACCUCCCACCGGAGAUCACGACUUGGAGGUGCAUUUAACCCACACGGUAUAAAAAAAAUAAUCGCUGAUGUGCAACUUCAAACUCAUUACAAAAACCUAAAGAAAUUUUUUUUUUCAACUAUAAUGGUUAAAAUUUUAUCGAAAUUCAAUAUCUCAUUUGUUGACUUUUAAACAUGAGGACAUUAAUCGAAGUGCACACGCGUACACACACACACACACACACACACACACACACACACACACACACACACACACACACACACACACACACACACACACACACACACACA